AUGCCUGCCUCGCGACACUUACCCGCAAAGGUCAAUCCUUUGAUGACCUCGGAAAUUCCAGCUUAUGAAACCUUGGUCGCCCGAAGAAGAUUGGGGCAGACAGAUCUUGCUGUGAAGACUGGUCAGCUCAACAAAUCGAACUCCACCCAGCCCAAGAACUUGGGAACUUUCGAUUAUGCACACUUACGUGCUCCGCUGCCCAAAGGCAUCCACAGCGGCAUUUUCAAGCCUUCGCCCGCCUCGUAUUUCUUGAUGCGCCGUAGCAACGAUGGCUUCAUCAGCGCGACCGGGAUGUUCAAGGCUACCUUUCCCUACUCGGAGACUGCAGAAGAGGAGAUGGAACGCCGGUAUAUCAAGAGCCUGCCAACAACCUCUGUAGAUGAGACCGCAGGGAAUGUUUGGAUCCCACCCCAUCAUGCGCUUGAGCUUGCAGAGGAAUACCAGAUCUUGCCUUGGAUCAAAGCUCUGCUUGACAAUGCGCCAAUUGAAGUUAACCCGACUAAAGACCAAACCCCCAAAUCAAUUGCGCCCCCUCCAAAGUUUGACUUUGGAGAUGUCGCUCCAAUUCCCGCACCAAAGCUACAAUUAGAUGAGGCCCCUCAAAUCUCUCCUCCUGAGGCGCUAGCUGCUCCAACUACUAAGAGUGGCCGUCCUCGUCGAUCCGCAUCACCCAGCAAGUAUGCUACUUCAUCUCCGCGCAAGAUCGCAAGGGCACGCAAACCAAGUGCUAGACUAGCAAGUUUGGAACCUGUUGCAGCUGCUACCAAUAAUGUACUUGAACAAGUCCUGGAAAACGGAGUAGUUGAGGCCGAGGGGAAAGGAGAUUCUACAGACUCCACAGCUUCCCAAGCAGUUCAGGAGCAAGUCGAGGAGCAGGCUAAGGAAGUUCAGGAAGUUGAGGAAAUUAAGGCGCAAGUUGAGGAACCAAUCACGGAGGAAUCAAGCGAAGAAAUCACGGAACCAAAGGUCAGAGUCAAGGUUGAUACCGAUGUUGAAGUUAAUGGCGACAUCGAGACCACUCACACUCAUGUUCAGGUUGAGAUGCCAGCUGGUACUCCAGACCUUCCUCUCCCAGAGGACACGGAGGCUAUGAUUGCUAAGGCGAAAGAAAUGGUAGAGGCUGCUGUCAAGCAAGACGCCGGAAUUCCAACUCGCUCGAAGAGAAAGGCGGAAGAGUAUGAGGAUGAUGACGAAGAGGAAGAAGCUUCGGAUGUGGGCCCAGCCAAGAAGGUUAAGGUAGCGGCCGACUUGAAGAAGGAGAGAGUUAAGACCCGGGCUUUGAUUGGUCUGAGUGCAACUUUGGCAAUUGGUGCAAUGAUUCCAUAUGUAUUUGGCGCAUUUUAA
This is a messenger RNA of Botrytis sinoallii, 1344 nucleotides long. RefSeq lists its product as uncharacterized. Gene Ontology annotation, molecular function: DNA binding. Gene Ontology annotation, biological process: meiotic attachment of telomere to nuclear envelope; mitotic telomere tethering at nuclear periphery. Lineage: Eukaryota; Fungi; Ascomycota; Leotiomycetes; Helotiales; Sclerotiniaceae. The record is from RefSeq and is a predicted model, not a curated record. Gene Ontology annotation, cellular component: nuclear membrane complex Bqt3-Bqt4. The coding region runs from base 1 to 1344 and encodes 447 amino acids. The transcript has 3 exons.